Mugil cephalus (flathead mullet) is the source of this 1443-nucleotide messenger RNA. It is a transcript of the gene admp, whose product is annotated as anti-dorsalizing morphogenic protein. The coding region runs from base 223 to 1425 and encodes 400 amino acids. The transcript is spliced from 5 exons. Gene Ontology annotation, molecular function: growth factor activity; cytokine activity. Lineage: Eukaryota; Metazoa; Chordata; Actinopteri; Mugiliformes; Mugilidae. The record is from RefSeq and is a predicted model, not a curated record. Gene Ontology annotation, cellular component: extracellular region. Gene Ontology annotation, biological process: SMAD protein signal transduction.
UAAAAUUCACAAUCGGGUUCACACCUCGUUAACACCGCCAUUAGUCUCCCUUUACAUUCGCUGAUUGGUGAUUUACAUUUGCGACCAAAUAGCAUCUUUACUGCUGUUUACCAAAGGUUGGCGACACUGAAGAGUGAACAGGGGCAUUAGAUAUAAAAAGUCGAGCUUCCUGGAUCCAGCAGUCACUCCGACUCCAAGUUGCUGUGCGGUUCGAGGACACUGAUGCACCAGGAAUCUACCCACACCUCCGAGAUGCUGACGCUUAUUUUCAUCAGCUUUGCCGCUUUCCUGUGCAGAGCCGCUGCACGGCCUUCAGCCCACUACACGGAGAACCACUUUACCGCCGAUAACGAGUCAGGGGAAGUCCGUUCAGCCGCCAUCAAGAGGCUUUUGGAAGUUUUUGGGAUGGAGGACCCCCCUGCUAUCCAUGGACACAAGCAGCCACCUCAGUAUAUGCUCGAUCUGUACAACACGGUUGCAGACGUGGACGGUGUGACCAAGGACCCGUAUCUUCUGGAGGGGAAUACUGUGCGCAGCUUCUUUGACAAAUUGCGCAGUGAACAGGUGGAGUUCAGGUUCAAUUUGUCAACGGUUGCAAGAACCGAGAAGAUCCUCACCGCAGAGCUCCAUCUUUUCAAGCUGCGACCUCAGGCCACGCAGACAUUCAACAGGCAUCACUUCUGCCAGGUCAGUGUUUAUCAGCUGCUUGACAGAAGCAAAAACAACAACACGCUGGAGAAGAAGCUGUUGUCUUCUCGACUCAUCCCAGUCCACUCUACUGGCUGGGAAGUGUUCACAAUCACACAAGCUGUCCGCUCCUGGAUGGCAGAUGAAGGCAGCAACUUGGGGCUCCACGUGGUGGUUCGGACACUGGGAGGAAGCCAGAUGGAUUUGAAACUGAUCCGCUUUGCUUCCGGGCGCAACCACCAUCAGAGCAAGCAGCCCAUGUUGGUGCUUUUCACAGAUGAUGGUCGUCACUCUGCAAACCUUGAAAACGCAGAUCCAAGCGAUGGCACAGUGACUUCCAGCCUGCUUCAAGCCCCCAUGUCGGGCCCGUCCUCCCGCAGCGCUCGUUCUCUGGACUACAGCGAGGAGGAGGGGGUGUCCAUGCCCUGCCAGCGCCUGCCCCUCUACGUAGAUUUCGAGGAGAUCGGCUGGUCCGGCUGGAUCGUAUCUCCCAGGGGUUACAACGCGUAUCACUGCAAAGGCUCCUGCCCCUUCCCUCUGGGUCAGAACAUGAGACCAACCAACCACGCCACCGUCCAGUCCAUCAUCAAUGCCCUGAAGCUGUUCAAAGGCGUCGAGACGCCCUGCUGCGUGCCCGACAAGCUCUUCUCCAUCAACCUGCUCUACUUUGACGACGACGAGAAUGUGGUGCUGAAGCAGUAUAACGACAUGGUGGCUGGGAGCUGUGGCUGCCACUGACAUCAACCAGAGACUAGU